AUGGAGUAUCCGGGCUCUGCAUUUGUGGCGGCGCAGGCGGAGGAAAGGAGGAUGGCGCAAGUUGCCCGGCGGUCAUACAUGCCCUCGUGGAUGGCGGACCCCUCCUGGCUGAAGUCCAUCGAGGUCCCCCGAGAAUACAUGACGGGGUUGUCCUUUGAGGAGCUGAGGGAAUCCGUCCGUUUGACGUUUGCAUCGCGGUUGUCUGUCAUCCAAAAGGCAGCUAGAGAAGACACCACCCCGGUGCUUGCAGAAAGUGCACGUCGCACCAUGUCCUCUUGGGCCGAAAACGAUAGGAAAAACGAAAUUGCAUCGUCUCAAAGCUCUCUGAUGUCUCUGUUAGCGGAUGCAAUUAAGGCAGUAACACAACGUACACCGUGGGACCCAGUGGAUUGUGGAACAGAGAUGCGAAAGGAGAUGCUUGCGGUUUUGCUUAAAAGAUUUCUUGAUCGGUCCCUUGAUCCGGGUGCUGUGGGAAUAUUUGCGAAGAACGUCCUCCGUCGUGCCUCCACCACGGAUGUCGCAGAAGAGCUGCAGUACCUUUACGUAGCCUUCACGCAUGACAAAACUUGGAAUGGUGAAGACCCAUACAGACGGUUAGAAAAUUUUAUACAUUUUGCAGACAAUGAAAAGUUUCAGGAACAUUGCCUUGAGGAAGUGAGGCGACGACUUCAUAUGCUGAAUGUAGAAUUGAAUGGGAAAAACAAUAAAGAAAUGCAUGCCAAGAAGGUUUGGGAAGACAUUCAUGGGCCCCAACGUGGCGAAUGCUUUGGCGGGUCCAUCACACUCUCCCUCACUCGCGUACAUCUUAGUGGUAUUUCCGGGAGCGAUGCUUCUAAAAAUGUUGGCGGUGCGAAAAAAAAUCUACCAAAACGCAUCAAAGCAAUUUGGACUCUGCAACAGGAAAGUCAUCGUGUUGCUUCGGCAGUUGUGCCGGGCAAAAGUACUUUGAAAAACGGCACGUACACGUGGCAACCCAAUAGUCGUGCCACAUUGAUGGUUCCGAAGGGCGCCCGUGAGCAUUUCAGGAAUUAUGCCAUUGUUCUUGAGCUUUUUUUGUCCCAGACGUCCUGUCUUUGCUCCCCCUCACGAGGGAAGCCGUUAGCCUCCGCAACAAUCACCGUAGACGACGCUCUUUAUGCGAGUGUAGCACGACCGAACUCCCCACUGCGUACUUCUGCUGCGUCGUCUUUGAAUGAUGCGCCCAGUAAAAGUGGCGGUUGUGAAAAUGAGCCCUUUUCUGAUUGGAAUGUUGGAAUUCGGGGUUAUCAUUUCUCUUCCGUCUUGUUGUCACAAGCCACCACCUCUCAUAAAAACGAAUAUCCAUAUAGUAUUGAAAGUGCAACGACCCUGUGUAGUAUGUGUUGUCUUAACAAUGAUCACAAUGCACGACCCCCUCCAAUCAACCUAGAGGAAGAAGAAAACGUCACCGUACCAAAAGUGGGAUCCGGUAAAAUAUCUCAAGAUGCAUGGAGUAAAGACCAUCACAAUAUGUUUUUACGUCUAGUUGAUAUUUUGGGUGAUAUUGACGACAUUGGUGUGGCAAUUAUUAAGGCAUACUGUCGCCGCUACUUGAUUCACGGGGAACUUGAAACGGUUGCCCUGUUAAGCGCUGUCUGCACGCACUCCAACUUGGCGGACCGAAAUUCUCGGGAUCUAUGCACCAAUUCCGUGGCCCUGCUGGUAAAAUACCGUGGUAAUAUGACGACACAUGUAACAAAGCAGCUUGUAAAGGAGUCACUUGAUGCAACUUAUUCUAACGUAAUUGAUACUUUGUUAUCUUUAGAAGAAAUGAGCUCGGGGUCAUUAACAUCUUCUUCGGCCUUUAAUCCGCAUGAGGCGGGACGAGUGGUAGAGGAACUGAAGAAUAUUCUUCUUCUCAUUGAUAAGGACAUGAAAAUCAACGAUGUCAUUCUUCAGGAGGCGCAACGAGAUACCAAACCCUUGGUAGAGGCGUUGGAAAAAUUGGAUGGACGUGUGUUGCGUGAACAUCGCCGUGGUGUGGUGCGUGAAACCGCGACCGACCUGUUCCUACCGGAUCUUGAGAAACGAGAAGAUGCAGCGCAACUAACCGGCAAAGCUCAUUGCCUGUAUACGUUGAUUACGGAUGUAACUGAAAGAUGCAAACGUGCCUUUUCCUUUGCCAAAAUGUCUGGGUCUUCUUCCGUAAUGGCUGUUACCAUGUGCCGUAUUGAAAGCAUUGUCAACGCCAUGAGUGUCCCACUUCGUAAUGUUGUGACUCGUAUUUUAGCGUGCCUUAUUCGCGCACCUGAACCGGAUCCCCUUGGUGAUACGCUUGGAUUUCUUGUCUCCACAUACGGGUUGGUGAUGGAUCUCGUAGGUGUUCUUGAUCCUGAGGAUGGAACGGCGUCCAUAUGCCGUACUUUAGCAAGUUGCUUUACAGAUUUCUUGUCAUCUUGGUUUCCCUUGUGUGAAAGUCAUAUUUCUGCAUGGAUGUCGAGUAUUGUGACGAAUGAGGCACUGGAACCUCUUAUGCGAAAUACGGUGCAUUUCAACCACUCCCCUGGACUUUUUCAAGAUUUGCUUCAGGCUCUUUUUGCGGUUUUUCUGCGUGUGUUCGCAUGGAGUGAGCCCCGUCAGCAUGAAAUGUACGCCGUACAUUUUUUUAGGCUUGUACAAACAUUAGGAGAAGCAUUCGUUGAUGCCGUUGUUGCACGGGGCCGCACCAGCUCGCAGUUAGAGGAGUGGUUAGUUUGCCUGAGCAACUUGAAUCGCUACCAAAAAAUGGUGCGGGAGUUUGGGGAAAAAGACGUCACACAGCAACUCAUUCCUGUAUUGUGUGACACUGAGAACUUAAUGGAACACCAACGAAGAGUGAUUGCGGAGCAGGCAAGAGCGUCAACAAUGGAGACAAAGGAGGAGUUUGAGAGGCACAUUGGAAGGGUUUUGGAACAGUCCGUGCUGAGUUUUCUGUCAGAUCUCACUGACGCAAGGACUUUAGAAAAGAUGCCUGUGACGUCUUCCGUUAUGAAGGAUUCUGCUCAUCGCUUUAAAAUAUAUGUUGGGAUGCAGUUUCGGACAGCCAAAAAUAACCUUGACGAUGAGCUGUUUGUUGAAUUCCUCAACGAAGUAGUUGUACGAUCGUACUAUGGGGCAUUUCACUCUCUCGCGCUGCGGGAGGGUAAACGACCACUUCCAGAAACUCAUGUGGCGUAUCUGCUCCAUCUCAUGCAAGUUCUUGACCAGGAGAUAGAGUUGCUGGGCGGCAACCUACUGCACACGGAGCCCCUCACCUCGCGGCAACGAAGCGGGCGCAUACUGACGGCACUUUUGGGGCAAUCAAGCCAAGUGCUGGUCCAAAUGGCCAAGACGGAGAGGUUGGAUAGAACUGAACGCGUGCAAGUAAUGCUUCUCUUGCGCUCUCGCACAGACGGCAUUGCCAAGCAGUACUUCACGACGUCUUCUGAUAAAUGA
Molecule: messenger RNA, 3432 nt
Organism: Trypanosoma cruzi
Lineage: Eukaryota; Euglenozoa; Kinetoplastea; Trypanosomatida; Trypanosomatidae
Exons: 1
Coding region: 1-3432 (1143 amino acids)
Source: RefSeq, a predicted model, not a curated record